This is a messenger RNA of Talaromyces amestolkiae, 1014 nucleotides long. RefSeq lists its product as uncharacterized. Gene Ontology annotation, molecular function: fatty acid elongase activity. Gene Ontology annotation, biological process: fatty acid elongation, polyunsaturated fatty acid; sphingolipid biosynthetic process; very long-chain fatty acid biosynthetic process. The coding region runs from base 1 to 1014 and encodes 337 amino acids. Lineage: Eukaryota; Fungi; Ascomycota; Eurotiomycetes; Eurotiales; Trichocomaceae. The record is from RefSeq and is a predicted model, not a curated record. The transcript is spliced from 4 exons. Gene Ontology annotation, cellular component: endoplasmic reticulum membrane.
AUGUCGACAACCAGGAUUGACGCCAUCUUGGGUCCGGUCCUUCUCAAGACCUCGCCAUGGUCUCUCUUUGACCAAGCAUGGAGUGCGAUUAUGGGUUACCCUGCGGAUGAAUUCCGUUUCACACAAGAGAAAACACCCAUGAGCACUUUCAAGGAAACCGGUACCAUGAUUGCUUUUUAUUACCUUACAAUCUUCACCGGCUACCAGUGGAUGAAAAACCGAGAACCUUUCAAGUUGUCCGCCCUCUUCAAGAUUCACAACUUAAUAUUGACUGUCGUGAGCGGGGCGUUACUUGUUCUCUUUCUUGAACAGCUUAUUCCUUCACUUUGGAACAACGGCCUUUACAAGUGUAUCUGCAGUACCCCCGGUUGGACUGACAAAUUGGUUGUCCUCUAUUACUUGAACUACCUCACCAAAUACGUCGAGCUGCUGGACACUGUAUUUCUUGUGCUGAAGAAGAAACCACUCACUUUCCUACAUACAUAUCACCAUGGAGCCACAGCCUUUCUCUGCUGGACGCAACUGGUUGGACGAACCCCUGUAUCCUGGGUCCCCAUCACGCUAAACUUGACCGUCCAUGUUGUUAUGUACUGGUACUACUUCCAGAGCGCUCGUGGUAUUCGUGUAGGCUGGAAGGAGUGGAUCACUCGUCUUCAGAUUAUCCAAUUCGUCCUCGAUCUUGGCUUCGUUUACUUUGCUACAUGGGACUUCUAUGCCGACGAGUGGGGUCUUGAUGGUCUGCAUGUUGGACGCUGUGAGGGCGAAUUAGUCGCAGCGGUUACUGGCUGUCUUACCCUCAGCUCAUACCUCCUUCUCUUCAUCUCCUUCUACAUUGCAACCUAUCGGAAACCCAGCGCUCGUGGCCGCAAAGCAGUUCCAUUCAAGAAAGAUCAAGCUGUCACCGCAACCGGACGCGCCGCAGAAACCUUGAAAUCAGCCCGUAGCCGAUUUGGAACCGCUACUAUGGAUUCUGUUCAAUCUAGCAAGGGCCAAUGGGCUGUCUCCCGUGAUUGA